Messenger RNA from Caenorhabditis remanei, 1077 nucleotides. RefSeq lists its product as uncharacterized. The transcript is spliced from 9 exons. NCBI's taxonomy places the organism in Eukaryota, Metazoa, Nematoda, Chromadorea, Rhabditida, Rhabditidae. The record is from RefSeq and is a predicted model, not a curated record. The coding region runs from base 1 to 1077 and encodes 358 amino acids.
AUGUUGUGGACUCUGAUAUUUUUUGUAUUUUUGAUACAAUGUACUGUAUCGCAACCUUCAAUUCCACCACCAGAGCGACCAGAGUGUAGUGAGAGUUGGCAGUCACCAGAUUUGACCUACGUCCCAUCUAUAAACCAAUGUACAGAUUACACAUCAGGAGCCGGUGUUGCUUGUCAGCCUAAUAAUCCGUUCACGUGUACUGGUAGAAACCCAUUCUGUGCAACGGCCGGAGAUCGUGCAUUUAAAUGUUGCAGUGAUAUUAUUCAAGACUCCACAGAGCUAUCGAAACUUAAUGUUACUCAAAUCAAACCAAUAUGUCCCGCUGGAGCGAUCCCUUACAAAAUGCCUCAAGUUUUAUUAUGCGAUCCAACAAUUGUUAAUAUCUGCCCGUACGACUAUAAGUGCGUCGAAGCAGCAAAUGGUCAUCAACUUCCACCAGAUGGACGGUCUCUUUGUUGUAAAACUACUACACUAUACUCGUUUGCUUCUGUUUUUGGAGAAGCUAAAAUAAGCCCUCGUAUUGUGCCAAAUCCCCCUCUUUCAGCCAUCGAAUAUGUCACUUUGAAUGUUCACACUUCCGCGAAAGAGCACUCACCGGAAAUUAGGAUUGGUGAUCAUUUCGUGCUGACCCCUUACAAACUCUACGAGCCCGCUUAUUUGAAAAAAAUCAAACUGUUCACGGACUUUGGCCACGGCUCAUUUGUGCAUGUUAUCCUUUUUGAUCCUAUGUCCACCACUGAGACUAUGCAACUCUAUUAUGAUCGUCCAACUUCUAAUGGCAAAACGAUUAAUCUUGAUGAACCUAUUCCAGACGGAGGAUUCAUAUCUAAGAGAAUAUUCAACGCUGCUCCAAUUACACAAAUUGAAAACCCAUCACGUCCGGGUCCAAUAAAAGAAUAUCGAAAAUUAUGGAUUGUUCUUAUUUUCAAAACUACAAAUCCAUUUGGACGUGUCUAUAUACUCUCCACUAAAGAUCUUCACAGCAAAUAUCGUUCAGUGACUGAUUUCCUGAAGUCAGAUACUGGAAAUAUGCUGGGAACCCCGGUGGCUGGCACUUAUUUUUAUGUAAGUUCUUAG